GGUAGGGGCGGAUGGUGGUGCUGUGGAAGUAGUAGCAGGAGUCAAUCUUGCAACACAAAUCAUUGUCCAGUCAAUGGUGGUUGGAGUGAGUGGAGUCCCUGGAGUAUCUGCACUAAAACAGUCAGUGGCAUACAAAUAAGGUUUAGAGAAUGUUCCAAUCCAGAACCAGCAUAUGGCGGGGAACAUUGUAAUGGGAGCAGAGCACUUGUAAGGGAAUGUAACAAAAUGUCCAGCUGCCACGAAGUAUUUCCACUGCACUUUAAAACGGAGAGCAACCCAUCAGUUGGUACAAUGGAAAUCCAUACAAACAGCAGCUGGAAAAAGCUUUGCACCAGUACGUGGAAUAAAGUUGAAGUAGAUUUGACAUGCAUGGCAAUGGGAUACUCUAACAGCAGUGAUUAUGGUAGAUGGUAUGAAGACAGUGGCAAUGUAUCAGAGACAUCUACUAAUUUCAACUGCACCACCACUUUGACUAAAUGUGAAGAAAGCUUCUCAAACAAACUGCAAUUCUGCAAAGUUCCCGUUCGCUUGAAUGGUGCAAAUGUAGAGUAUGGUGGUAGAGUGGAAGUAUUUUACAAAGGGAAAUGGGGAAAAAUUUGUACCAAUGGAUGGGAUUUCAAUGAUGCCCAAGUUAUUUGCCGUCAACUCGGCUUUGAAGAGGCUCUUGCUGAAUUCAUUGGCUCAAACGUAGAGGAUGGAAACAUUACUUCUGUAAUGGUGGAUGUUUCCUGCAAUGGAGAGGAGGUAGAACUUGCAUCUUGUGCACGCACUGAUGGAAAGUUAAAUGUCCCUGGUCAAUGUCGAGGAGAUGGCAAAGGUUCUCAAGCACUGUGUCAACCAAAGAACAAAGAAGUAUUGGGAAAAGAGAAUCUUUACUUUGAUAUUGGCAAUGAAAUCCUUCACUGCUCAAUACGUAACAAAACCAGUUUUGCGAGAUGGGUCAUUAAUGGUCAAAAGGUGCAAGGGAUGAAUUCUUCUUCUAAGAGGGUCAAGACCACAGAAGAUGGUAAACUGGUCAUAGAAAAUGUGCAGUUGUCUGAUGGAGGAACAUAUGAAUGCCUCAGACUGGAAUAUGUUCAGUAUUACACGGUUUACAUUAAUG
This is a messenger RNA of Pocillopora verrucosa, 1102 nucleotides long. NCBI's taxonomy places the organism in Eukaryota, Metazoa, Cnidaria, Anthozoa, Scleractinia, Pocilloporidae. The record is from RefSeq and is a predicted model, not a curated record.